This is a messenger RNA of Dujonia railenensis, 1092 nucleotides long. Lineage: Eukaryota; Fungi; Ascomycota; Pichiomycetes; Serinales; Debaryomycetaceae. The record is from the annotation of a GenBank genome assembly.
AUGUCAUUUGAUAACAAGCAAGAUCCACCAGUCUAUGGUGUUGAAGAUUUAGAAAAGGGCCCAGCCGUUGAUGAAAAGUCGAGCGAAUUCGAAUUAGAGACAGAAGUUGAUUCCGACGAAGAAACUCCUCUCUACCACGGAAAGAGGCACGGUGGUAAAGGACAAUUUUUCGGUAGAGGAAGAGGUGGUAAGCACUUCAAGCACUUUGCUCAAGGUCCAUAUGCCGCAUACUAUGCUCAAUUCCCACCUGCACCUCCACACCACCACCACCAUGCCUUUGGUGCUCGUGGACACCACCACCAACAUGGAUUCGGAUUCCCAGCUCCACCACCUCCACCACCACCUCAUGGAGUCUUUGCUGCUCAAUCCAAUGACCCAUACUAUCAUCCAUUCGCUGGUAAGCGUAAGAAGAGAUUCACUUUAAAGAGAGUCGUUUUCCUCACCAUCAUCGCUCUUUCUGCAUUUGUCUUCUUCGGUUUAGGAAGAGCUUACGAAUGCAAACAAAUGGAAAUGUUCUCCUCCAGGGGUCACCACGGUCGUCCACACCAUGACUUCCGUAUGCAAGAAGGUGGUCGUCACCACGGUUACAAGCCAAAGCACAAGAAGCCUCACCACAAAGAUGACGAUGAAGACGUAGAAGCCGAACGUUUCCCAGGUCAACACCACCAAAACUCUAAGGACCAAGAGAAAGGUCAAGCUCAUCACCAAGAAGAAUUCCACGCCGAAGGUGAAGAAUUAAAGGGUAAGGGUCACAAGGGAGCCAAGGGUAAGGGACACAAAGGUGAAGGAGCCAAGGGUAAGCAUCACGAAGGUGAAUCCAAGGAUGAAGUAAAGGGCCAAGAAGGUGAAGCCAAGCAACUUAAAGGCGAGCACAAGGGUAAGCAUCAUGAAGGUGAAACCAAGGAUGAAGUAAAGGUCCAAGAAGGUGAAGCCAAGCAACACAAAGGUGAACACAAGAGUAAGGACCACAAGGCCAAGGGUAAGAGUCACAAGGGUAAAGAUCACAAGAACAAGGGUGAAGAUAACAAAGAAGAAGUUUCUGAGCACCAAGUUGAACCUGUCUCCGAAGAGAAAGAACAAGAUCAAAAAUAA